Hirsutella rhossiliensis is the source of this 708-nucleotide messenger RNA. RefSeq lists its product as uncharacterized. The transcript is spliced from 4 exons. The coding region runs from base 1 to 708 and encodes 235 amino acids. The record is from RefSeq and is a predicted model, not a curated record. NCBI's taxonomy places the organism in Eukaryota, Fungi, Ascomycota, Sordariomycetes, Hypocreales, Ophiocordycipitaceae.
AUGCAGUAUACUGUAGAUGGCGCGGGGGAGCACUGCUUUACAGCCCGAGUUUCUGUUCAGUCCGGCCUCGAGUACCAAUACAGGUUCAGGGCCGCAGAGAGUGACGACUGGCUCUUGGACGAGCACAGCAGCAUAGUGACGGAUCAUCGAGGAAACAAGACCAAUCUACUCAAAGCGCCAGCGAUGGACCGUGCCCCCAAGCAGAGGCAGUCGUCUCCCGAGGUGCCGCAGAGAGCAAUCGAGUCGGUGCCCGUUCCUGGUCUGCCUGGAACCAUGAGCGGCGCGUCUGCGCAAGGCAAACCAGGCGCGGCCAGUGCCGCUGACGCCACGAAUGGCGCAAGAUCUCGUACCCCAACCGAGGUGGUUUCAUCUACGGCGGCCGAAGUUGCAGACACUGCCGCCCAGUUCGAUGACCCGAAGAACACAAUGCCUUCCCGUCCCGAAAAGCUCCAAGACACAGGUGACGCAACAGGCGACCACGAAGAUUUCAAGUCGCCACUCUUUGCCCACGAGGCCUUUGGAGCGAGCGAGACAGCCGACGAUGGCUUCGAUCACGAGCCGCAGGACUUCGCGGUCAACAGCCCCAAUUCAAGGCUGUCGUUUGGCAACUACGGGUUCUUGACGCAUUGCGCAGGAUCCAGUCCGGCCACGAUGACAACCACCCUCAUCUGGAGCAUCUCCAGCUAUCCCCUCGGACUGCGCCACUGA